Cephus cinctus (wheat stem sawfly) is the source of this 1756-nucleotide messenger RNA. RefSeq names its product glucosylceramidase. The record is from RefSeq and is a predicted model, not a curated record. The transcript is spliced from 7 exons. Gene Ontology annotation, biological process: glucosylceramide catabolic process. Gene Ontology annotation, molecular function: glucosylceramidase activity. NCBI's taxonomy places the organism in Eukaryota, Metazoa, Arthropoda, Insecta, Hymenoptera, Cephidae. The coding region runs from base 100 to 1629 and encodes 509 amino acids.
AAAUCGUAAAGCGAGGACUCCUUGAGCGUGGACGACCGUUCGCGCAGUUUAAAAGCAGCGGCCAUUAGUCGCCUGCGUUGCAUCAAACUCUCAUCCCACAUGCGACUUCCUGCUGCUAUGCGAUACUUCCUGCUGCUGGCCUCCCUCGUGCUUAUCGUAAGCGCGAGCGACGAGUGCAUCCCCCGUGAUUUUGGAAAUGACGGAACGGUUUGCGUGUGCAAUUCUACCUAUUGCGACGUUACGCCAGAGCCAUCAUUGCCGAAAGAAGGAAGCUACCUGCAUUACGUCUCGAGCAAACGUGGUCAGCGAUUCAAUCAAACCACCGGAGAGUUCAGCAAUGAACCAACCAGUGAGCUCAAUUUCAAUCUAAACAGAAGUCUAACCUACCAAUCAAUCACCGGAUUCGGUGGCGCAUUUAGCGACUCUGCUGGAAUAAAUAUUAAAAACUUGAGCCAAGCCGCCCAGAACAAUUUGAUGGAGGCCUACUUCGGCGUCAAUGGAAGCAGAUACAAUUUCGGCCGAAUACCGAUCGGUGGCUCCGACUUUUCCACCCGCAAAUACACCUACGACGAUUCUCCAGACGACAUCAGUCUCGCGCAGUUCGCGCUGGCCGACGAAGAUCUGCAGUACAAAAUACCCUUAAUGCAAAAAGCCUUGGAACUAAAUCCCGAUUUAAAAUUCUUGGCUGCCCCCUGGACGGCACCGCCAUGGAUGAAAACUAAUAACGAUUAUAACGGGAUCGGAUUUCUCAAGAAGGAGUAUUAUCAAUUAUAUACGGAUUAUUUGAUCAAGUUCAUGGAUGCGUACAAGGACUACGGUUUGGAAAUGUGGUCACUUUCUACGGGAAACGAGCCGUUCAAUGGGUUGAUACCAAUCAUUUCAAUAAACAGUAUGGGAUGGACGCCAUCUUCUUUAUCCAACUGGAUAUCAAACAAUUUAGGACCUACGUUGCGCGCCUCGCCGUACAACGCUACCAAGAUCUUGACUCUGGACGACCAGCAAUUCGAGUUACCUUGGUUUAUUGCCAAACUCUUCAAAGACCCAAAGACCAAAAAUUACACGGACGGCGUUGCUUUCCAUUGGUAUUGGGACAAUUUGAUCGGGUCGUCGGUUCUCGAUGCGACACACGAUGAAUUUCCUGAUAAAUUUCUCAUUAUGACAGAAGCCUGUGCCGGAGCUUACCCCACGGACGUCGAGAAGGUUAUGCUAGGAUCCUGGACGCGGGGAGAGUCUUACAUCUUGGACAUAAUCGAGAACCUCUCCCAUUGGACAACUGGCUGGAUUGAGUGGAAUCUUGCACUUAAUGAGAAAGGAGGUCCGAGUUGGACUACAAAUUUUGUCGAUUCAUCGAUUAUAGUUAAUGCCGAAAACGAUGAAUUUUACAAACAACCUACAUACUACGCACUUGCCCACUUCAGCAAAUUCAUACCCCGCAAUUCCGUUAGGAUUGACCUUCCGUCGAGCAGCGACAUCAAGUCCGUAGCUUUUAUCACUCCAACAAAUGAUACGGUCAUUGUGCUUUACAACAAGAACGGGACUGCACAAGAUCUAUCAAUAAAAGAUCCCAACAGAGGUUAUAUAAACGUAAAACUACCAGGAAGCUCUAUUCACACGAUCAUCUACAAGUAAAUAGAUGACGGGAAACGCAAUUGGAAAGACACACGGAUAUGACGUCAAAUAAAAAUAUACUUUCUUUUCUCAAACUGUAUAUAAUACCAAAGAUAUGGUUUCUAUAAUACAUUGUGUAUCUGAUUAA